This is a messenger RNA of Aphidius gifuensis, 1073 nucleotides long. RefSeq names its product low affinity immunoglobulin epsilon Fc receptor-like. NCBI's taxonomy places the organism in Eukaryota, Metazoa, Arthropoda, Insecta, Hymenoptera, Braconidae. Gene Ontology annotation, molecular function: carbohydrate binding. The coding region runs from base 18 to 887 and encodes 289 amino acids. The record is from RefSeq and is a predicted model, not a curated record. Gene Ontology annotation, cellular component: external side of plasma membrane. The transcript has 6 exons. Gene Ontology annotation, biological process: biological process involved in interspecies interaction between organisms.
GCAACAAAAAAACACGUAUGAAAAUGACGAGGUUCCAUUUCGCUGGAGUUUUAAUUUUUGGCGUUUUAAUUUUAAAUGUAUCUUCACAAUUUAAAAAUACAAAUAAUGUUGCAGAAACAGAUGGAGUACAAGCAUUACUUGCAAAAUAUUUAAAUCGUAGAUUACAAAAUACUGGACAAUUAUCAACCCCACCAUCAGCAUCAAAAUUAUUUUCUUUAAAUAAAGGAGUGAGUGUGAAGAAUCAAGUAUUAAAAAAACAAAACGAUUUGUCCUUGUCAAGAGAGACAGAUGAAAUUGACAAACGAUCAAUGAAAAAUGAAAAUCAAGGUAGUCAAGAUGAAUAUGAUGACUAUACUGAUGAUCUUGAAGGCUAUGAGGACAGUGACAUGAGUCCCACAAGAUUCGAUUUACUUGAAGAUGAUUGUCCAAAUUGUGUUGAUGAAAAUGCUGGUGGUCUUGCAGCACCAUCAAGAUGGACAAUGCCACUUUUAAAACUCGGUGAAAAAAGAUAUUACCUAGGAAUAUUUUUCAAGGCAAAUUGGUACAGAGCAUCGCAAUAUUGUAGAUAUCAUGGUAUGCACUUGGCAAGUAUAUCAUCACAAGAAGAAAAUGAUAAACUUGAAAAACAUAUUAAAGAAUUUGGUCUUGCUCAUGAACACUUUUGGACAUCUGGCACUGAUCAAGCUGAAGAAGGAACAUUUUUCUGGAUGGCUAAUGGUAGACCUGUUACAUUUGAAAAUUGGAAUGUUGGUGAACCAAAUAAUUUCCGAUAUGAAAAUGGAGAAGAAGAACAUUGUCUCGAGCUUUGGAAUCGUGAUGGAAAAGGUCUCAAAUGGAAUGACAGUCCUUGCAGUUUCGAAACAUAUUUUGUUUGUGAAGUUUCAUGAUUAUAAAUCUUGAAAAUUAAAAUGAAAAAAAAAAACACCUGUAAUUAUAGUUAGACAGUUAAAUAAAUAAAUAAAAUAAUAAAUUAAAUAAAUGAAAUAAUAAUUCUAUGACAUACAAAUUAUUAUCUUGUUGAUAUAACAGCAAUAAUACACCAAAGUAUAACAAUGAAUAUAAUAAUAUGUUUU